Topomyia yanbarensis is the source of this 1625-nucleotide messenger RNA. RefSeq lists its product as uncharacterized. Bases 294 to 1625 code for a protein of 443 amino acids. Gene Ontology annotation, molecular function: protein binding. The transcript has 2 exons. NCBI's taxonomy places the organism in Eukaryota, Metazoa, Arthropoda, Insecta, Diptera, Culicidae. The record is from RefSeq and is a predicted model, not a curated record.
UUUUGCACGCGAUUUUCUCCGUUUCACGUUUCUGUUAGAUAUGAUGUAACGAAAAAACGCUCUAGUAUUCUGGUCUUUGAAGACAAAAUGAAGAUUUUUUAUUAGAUGUGAAGAUAUUCAAAAAUUUGUAAAGUUAUUUUGUGAUAUAACGAAGAUUUCAUUGUUGUGUGGUUCUAAGAGUGUCUUGCUGGCAUCAGCAUUGUUUUGUCUCGAAUCUUUUGCGUAAGAAUCGGUAAAGAAAAAAGAGCGUAUUUAUAACGCGAAUACUUGAUUCAUAUUCCGAAAAAUUUACGAUGGAGUCAGGUGGCGAUAGAGGAUUUGGAUCUCAUUUGAGUAGGAUUUACAACGUUCCAACCUUUUCGGAUGUGACCAUAAUACUGGACAACGACUUAGAGGAUGGGGGUGGAACCACUACUUUCUAUGGCCACCGUGUGGUGUUGGCUAAGAUGUGCGAGUAUUUUCGGAAGAUGCUCGGUUCAUUUGAAAACGCUAACCAAGUAAUACGCCUCCAAAACUUUCGAAUCUCAGCGUUUGAGCAAUGUAUGCACUUUGCAUAUUUUGGAUGGACGUACAAACUUGAACAUAUGUCGCUGGAGCAAUGCAAUCAGUUUUAUGCUAUGACAGAACUGCUGAUGAUCGAUGUAGGUGAUCAUUUUAACAAAUGGAUUUGCAACAAAAUCAUUACAUGGGAAAAGGACAUUUGGACGCUCUUAACAAUGGGAGUAAACUACGGUUUAAAAGAGUUAUCUGAGAAAUGCAUUUCACAUUUCUCAGACAUUGCCAACGAAUUUCUUCGUUUUGAGUCGUUUGAGAAAUUGCCUCUGAUUGCCGUCCAGAUGGUAGUCGCAUGUAAAGCAAUGAAUUGCACCAGGGCUGAAUUGUUACGAACUGUUCGACACUGGAUUGUCGUUAACGGGGAAAUGAUUGACGCGAAAGAAAAGAAGGAAUUGCUGCUGAAAGUGUCUCAACGCAAAAUAAUUUGUUAUAAAGGCAAGAAACUUUUUCUUUAUGGCAAAACGAGCCCGAAACAUCGAACUAUUAAACGCAAUACUAAUGCAGAAGUACCGACGCCGCCUGAGUGGCUACUUACUACAGUAAAGCCAUAUGCUUUUACAUCCCAGAUGAAGUUUCAGAAAUGCUUGCUGAUUGAUGGCAUUAUAUUCUUUCUUCAAAGCAACAGAACAUUUGGCCUUGAAUACAUGUAUUCACAGUCUGAGAUUGAUUUGAAAUUCGAAAUUAAAGGUCGAUCAAAGAAUGGUGUUAAGACCCUCUGCAAACGGAACAUUCACAUCAUUUCUGAUUUUACUCGAUCAAAUCUUCGUCUAGUGCGACUGUUUUUCCCAGCGGUAAAAUGUUGUGCUCUCAACGAAAUCACUUUUGCGUUCAGUUGGAAAGCUGCUGGAGUGCAACCUAACAUCUACAAGUUUGGCAUUUUCAAAAACGAUCUAACCAUGGGGCAAUCAUCAUUCGUAUCUCACAUUUACUACCAAGAAGUUAAGCCCAAAAACAGCACUUGCGGCAAUUGUCCUCUGUCUUGGGAUAGCGACAGCGACAAUUCGUGUUCAUCCAGUUACAGAUGUACCGGUUCAGAGUCCGACGAUGAUGACAGCGCUAAAUGGUUCUAG